ACGAGAGAGCUGGCUUUUCGCAUUGGAACUCAGAGAGCACCUUUACCUGAACCAAUCCUCAUUAGUCAUUAUGUUUUGAGGGCUCUCUGUCUCUCUGUCUCUCUGUCUCUGUCUCUGUCUCUGUCUUUCUCUCUGCCUGGAGCCGAGUGAUUCAUAAGUAAGUUUCUCCCUUGAUUACUACUCUCCACGAGCUAACACCGUUUUUGCAAGUGUUUGCACGCUGUGAAACCACACGGGGCUGGUUCAAGAACACGGUGCCGAAUCUUCUUUAGAGAUGGCCGGCACAGAGAGAAGCCGGUCCGGGAGGCAAAGCGCGGGGCACGGCCGGGCGGCGGCGAGCGUAAUGAGCAAGAGCACGAGCAGGAGGAGUGGUUGGAGCAUGGAGGACGUGUUCAGAGACUCCGGCAGGUCGAAUAACGAAGACGAAGAGGCGCUGAAAUGGGCCGCGAUCGAGAGACUGCCCACGUACGAUCGCUUGAGGACGAGCAUCAUCCAGUCGUUCACGGACAACAACAACGAGAACAAUAAGGUGGUGAUGGACAGUAAAGCGGUGGACCUGAGGAAGCUCGACAUGGACGACAAGCAGAAGUUCAUAGACAGGGUCUUCAGGGUGGCUGAGGAAGACAACGAGAGGUUCCUGAGGAAGUUCAGGCAUCGGAUUGACAAGGUUGGGAUAAAACUACCGACGGUGGAAGUUAGAUUUGAGAAGUUGACGGUGGAAGCAGAUUGCCAUAUAGGAAGCAGAGCUCUUCCCACUCUUCUAAAUGCUGCCCAAAACAUUGCGGAGUCUGCUCUCGGCUUGCUUGGGAUUAGAUGGGCCAAGACAACUCAGCUCACCAUCCUCAAAGACGUCUCCGGAAUCAUAAAACCCUCGAGGAUGGCUCUGCUAUUAGGACCACCAUCCUCAGGAAAGACCACCCUUCUUCUGGCCCUUGCGGGAAAGUUGGACCCAAGCUUGAAGGUUCAAGGAGAUAUUACAUACAACGGGUACAGGCUAAAUGAGUUUGUACCGCAAAAGACAGCUGCAUAUAUUAGCCAAAACGAUGUUCAUGUUGGGGAAAUGACGGUCAAAGAAACCUUGGAUUUCUCUGCUAGGUGCCAAGGAGUCGGGACUCGAUACGAACUUCUUAGUGAGCUUGCAAGAAGAGAGAAGUAUGCUGGGAUCUUCCCUGAACCUGAAGUCGAUCUCUUCAUGAAGAUUUUGGGGCUUGAUAUAUGCCGGGACACAAUCGUUGGCGAUGAAAUGCAGAGAGGCAUAUCCGGUGGGCAGAAGAAAAGAGUGACAACAGGAGAGAUGAUAGUCGGGCCGACGAAGACGCUGUUCAUGGAUGAGAUAUCAACGGGCCUGGACAGCUCCACGACGUUCCAGAUCGUGAAGUGCAUGCAGCAGAUCGCACACCUCACGGAUGCGACGAUACUGAUGUCCCUGCUGCAGCCGGCUCCCGAGACGUUCGAUCUGUUUGACGACAUCAUCCUCUUAUCGGAAGGCCAGAUUGUGUACCAGGGCCCCCGCGACCAUAUCCUCGAAUUCUUCGAGCGGUGCGGGUUCCGGUGCCCAGAGAGGAAAGGGACUGCUGAUUUCUUGCAAGAGGUGACAUCAAGGAAGGAUCAGGAGCAGUACUGGGCAGACAGAAGCAAACCAUACAGAUACAUAUCAGUGAGUCAGUUCGCGGAGAAGUUCAAGCACUUCCAUGUGGGAAUGAGGCUGGACAACGAGCUCUCCAUCCCAUUCGACAAGAGCCUCAGCCACCGAGCCGCCCUCGUCUUCACCAAGUACUCGGUCCCCAAAAUGGAUCUCCUCAAGGCCUGCUUCGACAAGGAGUGGCUGCUUAUCAGGAAGAACGCGUUCCUCUACAUCUUCAAGACUGUCCAGAUCAUCCUCGUGGCGAUCAUCGGAUCGACGGUGUUCAUAAGGACCAGGAUGCACACUCGUAAUGAAGAAGACGGUGCUCUCUACGUCGGCGCGCUCUUGUUCUCCAUGAUCAUCAAUAUGUUCAACGGUUUUGCCGAGCUCUCGAUGACCAUAAUGAGGCUUCCAGUGUUCUACAAGCACAGAGACCUUCUCCUUCACCCUGCAUGGACUUUCACCCUCCCCAAUUUCCUGCUGACGAUUCCCGUGUCCAUUUUGGAGUCCACUGUUUGGAUCGUCAUGACGUACUACUCCAUUGGAUUUGCACCCGAACCGAGCAGGUUUUUCAAGCAACUGUUGUUGGUAUUCCUGAUCCAACAAAUGGCCGCUGGAAUCUUUAGAUUUAUAGCCGGAGUCUGCAAGACGAUGAUUAUUGCCAACACAGGUGGAGCUCUCAUGCUCCUCUUGGUGUUCAUGCUCGGCGGUUUCAUACUUCCGCGAGAUCAAAUACCGAGCUGGUGGUCAUGGGGUUACUGGGUUUCUCCUCUGACGUACGGUUUCAAUGCCAUUACUGUGAAUGAGAUGUUCGCUCCAAGAUGGAUGGAUAAAUUGGCCUCAGACAAUUUCACGAGGUUAGGCAUUGCAGUGCUCAAAAACUUUGAUAUCUUUCCUGAGAAAAAUUGGUACUGGAUUGGAGCAGCUGCACUUCUGGGGUUCACAGUUCUCUUCAAUGUGCUCUUUACCUUUGCCCUUAUGUACCUAAACCCUCCUGGGAAACCACAAGCUAUAAUAUCUGAUGAAUCUGCGAAAGAGAUGGAAGUUCAACAGGAAGGAUCGGAGGAAGAACCGAGAAUGAGACGAUACCCUUCCAAUAAAGAUCGGAAAACUAGAUCAUUAUACACCUUCAGUGGAAGCAAUACGGGGGAAAUGAGAACUCAGAGAGCGAGUAGACCACCGAACACUAAUGAGUUAAGUAGGCAUCAUUCAUCUCCUGAAGGGGCAAAUGGUGUCACUCCGAAGAGAGGAAUGGUUCUUCCUUUCACUCCUCUGGCUAUGUCCUUUGACAAUGUGAACUACUUUGUAGACAUGCCGGCAGAAAUGAAAGAACAAGGAGUUACAGAGGACAAGCUCCAACUUCUUCAAGAAGUAACGGGUGCGUUUAGGCCAGGAGUCUUGACGGCACUGAUGGGAGUCAGUGGAGCUGGAAAGACGACAUUGAUGGAUGUUUUAGCGGGAAGGAAGACGGGUGGUUACAUCGAAGGUGACGUUAGAAUAUCUGGAUUCCGGAAGAAGCAAGAAACCUUUGCUCGAAUAUCCGGGUAUUGCGAACAGAAUGACAUCCACUCUCCUCAAGUCACUGUGAAAGAAUCUUUGAUCUACUCGGCUUUCCUCCGGUUACCAAAAGAAGUCAGCAAUGAAGAAAAGAUGAUUUUUGUGGAUGAGGUGAUGGAAUUGGUGGAGCUGGACAACCUUAAGGAUGCCAUAGUAGGCCUUCCGGGAAUUACAGGCCUGUCAACUGAACAGAGAAAACGGCUGACUAUUGCAGUGGAGCUUGUCGCGAAUCCUUCAAUCAUAUUCAUGGACGAACCUACAUCAGGCCUCGAUGCAAGGGCUGCAGCCAUUGUCAUGAGGACAGUGAGGAACACGGUUGACACUGGCAGGACGGUCGUUUGUACGAUUCACCAACCGAGCAUCGACAUCUUUGAAGCCUUCGAUGAGCUUCUACUGAUGAAAAGAGGAGGACAAGUGAUCUACUUGGGUCCCCUAGGUCGGAAUUCUCACAAGAUCAUCGAAUACUUUGAGGAUAUACCCGGGAUCCCAAAAAUUAAAGAGAAGUACAAUCCGGCUACAUGGAUGCUUGAAGUGAGCUCGGUAGCAGCAGAAGUACGAUUCCAAAUCGAAUUUGCCAAACACUACAAGUCCUCAUCCUUGUAUCAGAGAAACAUGGCUUUAGUGAAGGAACUAAGCACGCCUCCGCUGGGAGCCAAAGAUCUCUACUUCCCGACCCAGUAUUCUCAGUCCACAUGGGGACAGUUCAAAUCAUGCAUAUGGAAACAAUGGUGGACUUACUGGAGAAGUCCAGAGUACAAUCUUGUUAGGUUCUUUUUCACUUUGGCUUGUGCCUUGAUGGUUGGAACAAUUUUUUGGAAGGUCGGCACUAAAAGGGAAAAUUCUAAUGAUCUUACCAUGGUAAUUGGAGCCAUGUAUGCGGCUGUGCUAUUUGUUGGAAUCAACAACUGCGCUACCGUGCAGCCCGUUGUAGCCAUCGAAAGGACGGUGUUUUAUCGAGAAAGAGCAGCCGGAAUGUACUCCUCACUGCCUUAUGCCCUUGCACAGGUUAUCUGCGAAAUACCAUACGUGUUCGUUCAAACCACGUAUUACACAUUGAUAGUGUAUGCAAUGGUGAGCUUCCAAUGGACAGUCGAGAAGUUCUUCUGGUUCUUCUUUGUCAGCUUUUUCUCCUUCCUCUACUUCACAUACUAUGGCAUGAUGACCGUCUCCCUCACACCCAACCACCAAGUGGCCUCCAUCUUCGCCGCAGCCUUCUAUGCGUUGUUCAAUCUAUUCUCUGGAUUCUUCAUCCCGAAACCAAGAAUACCCAAAUGGUGGUUGUGGUACUACUGGAUUUGCCCUGUGGCAUGGACAGUGUAUGGUCUGAUCGUGUCGCAGUAUGGUGAUGUCACAGACCACAUCAGGGUGCCUGGGAUGUCACCUGACCCGACUAUCAAGUGGUACAUAGAGCAUCACUUUGGGUACGACCCUGGUUUCAUGGGGCCGGUCGCCGGAGUCUUGGUAGGUUUCGCGGCGUUCUUCGCGCUUCUGUUUGCCUACUGCAUAAAGAGUCUAAACUUCCAAACGAGAUAGGUUAGAUGGAGGUCAGUAGGGACAAAAGAACUCCAGCUAAGCAGAGACUGAUGUAGAUUUUUUUCCCGAGUUCCAAAAUAUAUGAUGUAAUUAGUGUUUUAAGUUGAUUUUUUUUAAUCAAUGUUGAUCAAAAUAUAAGAGACAGCACAACAGUGCUUUUCCUACUUAUAGUAGAUGAUGAUGAUCAAUAUAGCCAAGUUUCUGAGAUGCAA
Messenger RNA from Syzygium oleosum, 4926 nucleotides. Its product is annotated as ABC transporter G family member 29-like. Bases 275 to 4714 code for a protein of 1479 amino acids. NCBI's taxonomy places the organism in Eukaryota, Viridiplantae, Streptophyta, Magnoliopsida, Myrtales, Myrtaceae. Gene Ontology annotation, molecular function: ABC-type transporter activity; ATP binding; ATP hydrolysis activity. Gene Ontology annotation, cellular component: membrane. The transcript is spliced from 22 exons. The record is from RefSeq and is a predicted model, not a curated record.